UUUAAAUCCAAGAAGAAUGAUACUGUAAGAUACAAUUUUCCUUAUAUUUUGUUGUUUCUAGAAAUAGGUUUUCCUUGCUUACAAUUUCCGUGCUUAUUUCUCUCUCAGAAAUAUGUACUUUGUACCCAUCGUACUGCUUGCAUCCUGCGCAACUUUAGCGCUAGGCUAUGCUGCAGACGUUCUAGACGCUGUAACAGUCCGAAACUGCGGAAAGUCACUGUUUCCAUCACCCGCUCUUGACCGUAUUGUUGGCGGAAAGAAGGUACGUCCUGGACAAUAUCCCUGGAUGGUUUCAUUGCAAGAGAGAGAUAGAUUUGGUUUCGAACACGCUUGUGGAGCUGCCAUUUUGAAUGAGAACUGGGUUGUAACGGCAGCCCAUUGUAUUGAUUAUCCUAGAUCUCCAAAAAUGUAUCGGAUCUUAGUUGGACUUCAUAAGUUAUCCGAAGAGGAUGCUCCAACUGUACAACGUAUUACGGUAUCCAAAAUUGUCAUUCAUGAGGGCUACGAUAUUGGAGAUGAUGACGCUUACGACGAUGAUAUUGCGCUUCUUCAAACUGCGAAGCCUAUAGACAUCAAAGGCUCCAAAGGUUAUGUGAAUGGUAUUUGCUUACCAAAAAAUAAAGCUGAUCCUACAGGAUAUGCAACGGUCAUAGGAUGGGGGCAUACCAGAACAGAUGGAGAAAACUCAGACAUAUUGCUUCAAGUUACAGUACCUAUAAUUCCACGAGACUUGUGCAAUGAGUCUUAUGAUGACGAUCUGGAAGAUGGCAUUGACGAAAUCACAGAGUAUAUGAUCUGUGCCGGGUCUAAGGGGAAAGACUCCUGUCAGAAUGACUCAGGAGGCCCUCUUUUCCAGACUGACAGCAGAGGCGUUGCAACUCUAAUAGGCGUUGUGUCGCAUGGUGCUGGAUGCGGAUUAAAGUUCUAUCCUGGUGUUUAUACAAAAGUAGCUAUGUAUAAAUCCUGGAUGGCUAAAUUUUCCUGUGUCGUAGUGAUAAAGGUAAUCUUUACGAGCGUGCUCGGCUUGCAGAAAAACAUCGCAAUUAUUAUGCACAACAAGAUGUGGAAAGUUGUGGUUUUAUUUUUCUCAACUCUCAAGCUUUCGUCGAGUGAAUGUAGCCAAAAUGAAUAUAAUGUUCUUUUCGAUAAAAUUGUUGGCGGAAGAAGUGCAGCAGAUGGAGAAUUUCCUUUUCAAGCAUCGCUGCAAAAGUUUUCGGCAUUAGGAUAUUACCACACAUGUGGAGCCGUUCUCGUCUCUCCAGAUUGGCUGUUAACAGCAGCUCAUUGCAUACAUGGCAACUCUGCCAACCUGUACAGAAUAAUACUGGGUAGCAAUUAUUUACAAAAUCCUCCUCCAGCUGAAAAUAUCUAUUCUGUGAAAAUGAUUGUAAUAAAACAAGGCUUCGAUCCGGAAAACUACAAUAAUGAUAUUGCUUUAAUACAGAUAACUCCAUCAGCACGACAGUUUGUUGAUUGUGUUUGCUUAUCAGACUCGCCUCCAGACAAUAACAUCACGGGAAUAAUUGUCGGUUGGGGAGCUACAAAUGAUGGUGGGCGAGCAUCAAACAUCUUACAAGCUGCUGAAGUACAAAUUAUACCUCGAUAUGAAUGCCUUCAAUAUUAUUCAUUCUUAACGAAAUCAAUGAUAUGUGCUGGCUAUGUAGACGGAGGAAUAGAUGCCUGCCAGGGUGAUUCUGGUGGUCCUUUGGUUCAAUACCGAAAUGGAAGUGCCUAUUUGGUUGGAAUUGUAUCAUGGGGUAUAGGAUGUGCCGAGGCUGGACACCCUGGUGUUUACACCGAUGUGACACAAUUUGUACCUUGGAUCAAGCAUUAUGUAUACCCUGAAUUAUAAUUAUUCGAAGAAAAUAAAAAAAACUGUAUUUAGCUGUUUUUUAAUAACAA
Messenger RNA from Stegodyphus dumicola, 1902 nucleotides. Its product is annotated as trypsin-1-like. The record is from RefSeq and is a predicted model, not a curated record. NCBI's taxonomy places the organism in Eukaryota, Metazoa, Arthropoda, Arachnida, Araneae, Eresidae. Gene Ontology annotation, biological process: proteolysis. Gene Ontology annotation, molecular function: serine-type endopeptidase activity.